Pungitius pungitius (ninespine stickleback) is the source of this 4489-nucleotide messenger RNA. Its product is annotated as contactin-associated protein-like 4. The coding region runs from base 65 to 4054 and encodes 1329 amino acids. The record is from RefSeq and is a predicted model, not a curated record. NCBI's taxonomy places the organism in Eukaryota, Metazoa, Chordata, Actinopteri, Perciformes, Gasterosteidae. The transcript has 24 exons.
GAUCUCUCUAGGAGCUGGAGAGGAGAAGUUGUCCGUCUCUCUCUCUCUCUCUUGCUUCCUCACCAUGGAUUCUAGGAGUCAUUCUAGGAGUCAUCCUAGGAGUCAUUCUAGGAGUCAUCCUAGGAGUCAUUCUAGGAGUCAUCCUAGGAGUCAUUCUAGGAGUCAAGGAGCCGCUGGGAUUAUCGCUCACGUCGCGCUGCUCCUCUGCAGCUCGUGCGGGACAACCGGAGAAGAGGUGUGCGACGCCACGCUGGUGUCCAAUCUGCCGCCGGCGUCCUUCAGAAGCUCCUCCCAGCUGUCCAGCAGCCACGCGCCGGGCUUCGCCAAGCUCAACAGGAGGGACGGCGCCGGAGGCUGGUCUCCUCUCACCUCGGACAGGUAUCAGUGGCUGCAGGUCGACCUCGGCCAACGGACCAAGAUCGCCGCCGUCGCCACGCAGGGCCGCUACGGCAGCUCCGAUUGGCUGACGUCGUACCUGCUGAUGUUCAGCGACACGGGGCACAACUGGAAACAGUACCGGCAGGAGGACAGCGUCGGGUCUUUUCCAGGUAACAGUAACGCAGACAGCGUGGUUCAGUACAAACUGCAGCAGCCGGCGACCGCUCGCUUCCUGAGGCUCCUCCCCCUGCACUGGAACCCCAGCGGGAGGAUCGGCCUCCGGCUGGAGGCCUACGGGUGUCCUUACACCUCUGGCGUCUUGAGCCUGGGGGGCGGCGGCCUGGUGUACGGCUUGAGUCCCGCGCCGCGGCGCUCGUCCAGAGACGUCGUCUCCCUGGAGUUUAAAACCACGAGGAGCUCUGGGACGCUGCUGCAGGCGGAGGGGGGGGGAGGACUCGCCCUCAGCCUGGAGGUGGAGAGAGGGACGCUGCUGCUGCUCACACGAGGUCCUGCGUCCUCUGAGCCCCGGCGCGUCGCCUCCCUCGGCAGCCUGUUGGACGACCAGCACUGGCACCGCGUGGCGGUGGAGCGGCGCGGCUCUCAGCUCAACGUCACGGUGGACGAGCACACGGAGCGGGUUCGAAUCCCCGCGGAGUUCGGCAGCUGGGACGCGGAGCAGCUGAGCGUCGGGGCGCUCCGAGGCCUCGUCUCCGAGAGGAACUUCCGCGGCUGCCUGGAGAACCUCGAGCACAACGGCCUGGACCUGGUGGAGUUGUUGAAGAACAAAGACCGCCGGGUCACCGCCGUGGGCAACGUGACCUUUUCUUGUGCUGAGUCGGUUUCCGUCGCCGUGACGUUCCCGGGUCCCCAGAGCUUCCUCCGGUUGCCGUGGGCGACAUCGUCCCUGUCGGAGGGCGUGUCCGUCGGGUUCCAGUUCAGGACGUGGAACGACGCGGGGCUUCUGCUCACCUUUGACCUGCCCGAGGGAGGGGGCGUGGUCUGGUUGUACCUGAGCGAGGCCAGACUCCGCCUGCAGAUCCAUCAAGCCGGCCGGGCGCCGCUGGAGCUCAGUGCAGGCUCCGCCCUCAAUGACGGCCAGUGGCGCUCAGUGGAGCUGACCUCCCGUCGGGGUCGUCUGACCAUCGCCGUGGAUGACGAGGAAGAGGGCGUCGCCCACGCUGGCCACCCCGUCUCCGCAGGGAGCCAACUCUUCUUCGGUGGUUGUCCUGCUGCAGAAGACACUCAGGACUGUAAGAAUCCCUUCGGCCUCUUUCAAGGCUGCAUGCGUCUCCUCAGACUGGAGGACCAGCCGGUGGAUCUGAUCAAGGUGCAGCAAAGACUGCUGGGAAAUUACAGCCACCUGCAGAUCGACAUGUGCGGCAUCAUCGACAGGUGCUCGCCCAGUCGCUGUGAGCAUGGCGGCCGCUGCAGUCAGUCCUGGACCGUCUUCCGCUGUAACUGCUCCGCGAGCGGCUACAGCGGCGCGACCUGCCACAGCUCUGUGUACGAACCGUCCUGUGAGGCGUACAAACACAACGGCAACACGUCGGGACACUUUUAUAUCGACGUGGACGGCAGCGGACCAAUCAGACCGCAGCUGGUCUACUGCAACAUGACAGAGGAGAACACGUGGAUGGAGAUCCAGCACAACAACACGGAGCUGACCAGAGUCCGGCCGUCUCCGGGAGUCGAGCAGCACUCGGUUCACUUCGACUACUCCACUGAAGAGGAGCAGCUAUUGGCCGCCAUCAGCCAAUCGGAGCACUGCGAACAGGCGCUCUCCUACCGCUGCAGGAAGUCCCGCCUCCUCAACACUCCAGAGGGCUCUCCGUUCAGCUGGUGGCUCGGGGGUCCCGGUCCCGGUCGGGUCCAGACCUACUGGGGCGGCGCUCAGCCGGGCAGCCGGCAGUGUGCAUGCGGCCUGCAGGGCGACUGCGUGGACCCGCAGCACUACUGCAACUGUGACGCCGACCGCGCCGAGUGGGCUGAAGACUCGGGCCUGCUUACCCACGAGGAGAGCCUCCCCGUCCGGGCUCUGGUGCUGGGUGACAUCCAGCGGGCGGGUUCAGAGGCCGUCUACAGAGUGGGACCGCUGCGUUGUCAUGGAGACAAGAACUUCUGGAACGCCGCCUUCUUCGACAAGGAGACGUCGUACCUCCACUUCCCCACCUUCCACGGAGAGCUGAGCGCAGACAUCUCCUUCCUGUUCAAAACCACGGCCUCCUCCGGGGUCUUCCUGGAGAACCUGGGCAUCAAAGACUUCAUCCGGAUCCAACUGAGCUCCUCCACCCGGGUGGUGUUCUCCCUGGACGUCGGCGACGGGCCGCUGGAGGUCGGCGUGGAUUCGGGCGUCCCCCUGAACGACGACCGGUGGCACCGGGUCCGGGCCGAGCGCAACGUCAGGGAGGCGUCGCUCCGCCUGGACGGACUUCCUGUGGCGGCGCGGGAGGCCCCCCCCGACGGACACCUCCACCUGCAGCUCAACAGCCAGCUGUUCAUCGGCGGCACGGCGUCCAGGCAGAAGGGCUUCCGCGGGUGCAUCCGCGCCCUGCGGCUGAACGGCGUCGCCCUGGACCUGGAGGAGAGGGCGAGGAUCACGCCGGGCGUCCGGGCCGGCUGCCCGGGCCACUGCGGCAGCUACGGGUCGCUGUGCCGGAACCGGGGCCGCUGUGCCGAGAGGGCCAACGGCUUCCUGUGUGACUGCGGCCUGUCGGCGUACACCGGAGCCUUCUGUCACACAGAGGUGUCGGCCCGCUUCCUGCCGGGGACGACCGUGAGCUACACCUUCGGGCAGCCGCACGAGUCGGGGCGGAACAGCAGCGCCCGGCCCUCCUCCAUCUACUCCGACACCACCCUGAGAGGAGAGGACGUCUCCCUGAGCUUCAGCACCACCCAGAGUCCGGCUCUGCUGCUCUACGUCAGCUCGCACCACGGGGAGUCCCUGGCCCUGCUCAUCAACAAGCACGAGGCGCUGGAGGUCCGGUACAAGCUGGACGCCAGCCGAGGCGCCGAGGUGCUGAGCAGCGCCGCGAGGAGCCUGGCGGACGGACGUCUCCACGCCGUCUCCCUCAGGAGGCGGACGGACGCCGUGUCCCUGCAGAUCGACCAAAGACCCAAAGAAGUCUUCAACCUGACGGCCGACGGCGAGUUCAACGCCAUCAAGUCGCUGGUGCUGGGCCGAGUGCACGACCCGGAGGACGUGGACCCGGACCUGUCCCGCUUGGCGUCCCUGGGCUUCACGGGUUGUCUCUCGGUGGUCCGCUUCAACCCCGUCAGCCCCCUGAAAGCCGCUCUGCUCCACCCGCACAGCAGCCCCGUCGUCGUCACCGGGCCGCUGGUCCGGUCCAGCUGCGGCUCCUCGGCUUCGGCCAAUCCCCACGCGGCGGAGGACACGCGCCGCCUGUCAGACCGCUCUGGUUCCGUGGGUUCGGGUCAACCUUUGGUCAACGGCGUCCGGACGGACUCGGCUCUGAUCGGAGGUGUCAUAGCGGCGGCCGUCUUCGUGAUGGCCAGCGGCCUGGCGAUCGGCGGCAGGUUCCUGUACCGCCGGAAAGAGACGUACCGCAGCCAGGAGGCGGAGGGGGUCAAACGGGAGGACAGCCAAGAUUUUGCUUUCACCGACCAGAGGGACUCCCAGAGCGUCUCCACCGAAAAGCCAAAGGAGUACUUCAUCUGAGGGACGAGGCCAGCGGGCGCCGCUCAGAGCCUCAAAGCUGGAGACCACGGCUGCUUUUCCUCCCAGUGUACAUUCUGUAGAUAGAAAUGCAAACAGCGCUGGACAUAUAACCUGUUCAUAUCCUUUUAAAUAUUUAAAAAUGUAAACGUGGAAGUGAACGUGUGGGAAAGGAUGCAAACUGAUUUUCACUUAAACGCAGGUUCAUUUCAGUCCACCGGGGGGCGACAGACACGUGGACUGUGAUUGGCCCAAAGGCUCCGUUAUCAUCACAUACCAACAUGCAUGGUGUCUUUUCCAAAUGAAGGAAGUAAAUAUUAAUGAACCCACUGGCAAAAAAGGACUGACGCGACGCGACCAGCUGGCGUCCGGAUGAAAGCCCAGUGGCCCGUGAUGCAGGAAGCUGCUGUUUGGAGGUUCAAGUGGUUUGGGGGGGGG